Messenger RNA from Ipomoea triloba (trilobed morning glory), 2947 nucleotides. RefSeq lists its product as uncharacterized. Bases 52 to 2208 code for a protein of 718 amino acids. The record is from RefSeq and is a predicted model, not a curated record. The transcript has 5 exons. Gene Ontology annotation, biological process: positive regulation of mRNA splicing, via spliceosome. Gene Ontology annotation, molecular function: poly(U) RNA binding; poly(A) binding; mRNA 3'-UTR binding. Lineage: Eukaryota; Viridiplantae; Streptophyta; Magnoliopsida; Solanales; Convolvulaceae. Gene Ontology annotation, cellular component: cytosol; nucleus; nucleolus.
AAGAGAAGAGAAGAAAAGAAAAGAAAAAAGAGAAAAACCUUCAACUGAGAGAUGAAUCAGAUGCUGAGUACUGUGGGAGCAAUGGCUGCCGUAGCCAAAGUAGCUUCGACGGCAUACUACUAUGCUGAGCAUUUUGGAGUGUUUAAUAGAGAAGCAAAAGGUGAGGCAGAAACAAGAUCAGUGGAAGUGGCGGAGAACCAGUCUGCUGAUGUUGGUUUCUUGUUGAGUAGAAUUCCGGUGUUCCAUGGGAGUGGAUAUGAGAUUUGGAGCAGCAUGAUGAAGACUUUGUUUGUGUCCCAAGAUCUUUGGGACAUGGUGGACGGGGGCUAUAUAGAAGAAGAGCUGACUGUUGAGGUUUUAAGAGAAGUUCAAAAGAGGGAUGCCACGGCUUUGCUUUUCAUCCAGCAAGCUAUUGAUAAAUCCGUUUUCUCUUGCAUUGCUGGUGCCAGCAAGUCAAAAGAAGCUUGGGAUGCACUGCAAAAGAAGUACCGAGGUGAUGCACAGGAACUGAAUCGACAGAAUUCUGUGGAUGAAUUGCUUUUGUCUUGCCCUGCUGAUGCAAUUGAAUGUAGAGAAGCUUGGAAUGUAGAAAUGGAAUCUCAAGGUUAUACAGAUGAACCAAAUCAAAAGAAGGCUGUGGAUGAAUUGGUUUUGUCUUAUGCUGCUGAUGCAAUUGAUCCAAAAGAUGCUGCUUGGGAUGCACCAGAACAGGGAUGUAAAGCUAAUACUAAGGUUGUGGAGGGUAACAUAAUUGGGAAAGAGUUUGGAGUUUUCAACAGCAAUUGUGACUUUAAAAUGAAUCAUUCUGAUAAUAGUGCUCCUGUGGCUGAAAGUGCUUUCCAUAGCAAGCUAAAGCCCUCUGAAGAUGGAAUUGGGAAAGAGUCUGGAGAUAUCAAAAACAACAAUUGUGGCUCUAAGAAAGGCUCUAGAGGAAUCUCCAAUCGUGGAGGUCAUGGAGGCCAAGAUGGUGAAUACUCUAACAACCAAGGAAGUCAUGGAGGCACAGCCAAUGGAGACUUUAACAACAGUCAGGGAAGUCGUGGAGGCCAAGGCCGUGGUCACAUUAACAACAACCGGGGAGGUCGUGGAGGCAAAGGCCGUGGGCACAUUGACAACAAACGGGGAGGUCAUCGAGGACACUCUAACAACAAUCAGGGAGAUUGCAGAGGCACUGGCAGUGGAUGCUCUAAGAACCAGGGAGGUCUAAGAUGCUUUAACAGCAACAAGGGCCAUAGUGGAGGGAUAGACAAUGGACAUUUUAACAACGGUUCUGAAGCUGCUGAUUAUAAUAGUAAGAAUGCAAAAUCUGAAUCGGCUUCUUCCUGCACUACUAAUGCAACUGAAACAAAAGAAGCUUUGGAUGCACAUGCACUACAACAAGGACUCCAAGCUAAUACUGAGGUUCAUGCUCAGCCUCAAGCUGGGAAUCCCAAUGGUGGAGAGGGCCAGUCCCUGACAACUCUUCUAGUAAGUGAUCUCGAUGUGAGCGUCACGGAUCUGCAGCUGUUGGGCAUCUUCAUCUGCUACGGGCAAGUAGUCUCAUCCGGUGUUUUCAGGGACAUUGCUACCCACUGCUCUCUUGGUUAUGGUUAUGUGACCUAUGGCAACCCUCAAGAUGCUGAUAGAGCGUUGAAGGAGCUGAACCUCACUCCUUUGAAUGGAAAGCCCAUACAAAUAAUGUAUUUCCAACAAGACUCCACUAAACACGAGAGUGGAGGCUUUAACAGCAAGAAGAGCGAUUAUGGAGGCAUUAACAACCAGGGUGGUCGUGUAGGCACAGAUGGUGGAUGCUUUAAUAACAAGGAUUCUAAGCUUAGUGGUUAUAAUAGUAAGAAUCCCAAUUUUGAAUCAGUUUCUUCUUGCAGUACUAAUGCAACUGAAUCAAGAGACGCUUCAGAUGCACCACAACAGGGACACCAAGCUAAUACUCAGGUUAAGGCUCAGCCUCAAGUUGGGAAUCCCAGUGGUGGAAGCAUAUUGAUCAAGAAUCUGGACAAGGCAAUUGAUGACAGGGCACUGCAUGCUAUAUUUUCUGCAUUUGGAAACAUUCUUUCUUGCAAGGUGGAAACAGAUGCCUCUGGUCAGUCCAAGGGGUAUGGACAUAUAGAAUAUGACAGCGAGGAAGCUGCGCAGGAGGCUAUUGAGAAGGUCAUGGCACCGAGCAAGCUGCACAGGAGGCUAUUGAGAAGGUCAAUGGCAUGCUGUUGAACCACAAGAAAGUGUAUGUACGACCUUUUGUCAGCAAGCAAGAAAAGGACAUGGCAAAAUCCACUAAAGUCUAUGUGGCGAACUUAUCUGAAUCUACAACCAAAGAGGAUCUUAGGGAAGUUUUUUGUUAUUUUGGAAAAAUAGCUAGCACUGUUGUUGUGAGAGAUGAAGAUGGAAAAUCAAAGUGUUUUGGAUUCAUCAACUUUAAGGAUGCCGAUGAUGCUUCUUGGAGUAUAGAAGUGCUUAAUGGCCACAAAUUUGAUAACAAAGAGUGGUGUGUGAGAAGAGCUCAGAAGAAAAGUGUUAAAAGAGCUCAAGAAUAAAUUUGUGGAUGAAUCUGUUCCGUCGUCCACUGCUAAUGCAUCCGAAUAAAAAAAAGCUGGGAAUGUGGUUUCUGGGAAGAAAAUUAUUGGAAAACCAAAGAAGUAAUCUGUGGAUGAAUCUGUUCCUUCUUCCACUGCUAAUGAAACUGAGUCAAAGAAAGCUGUGGAAGCAGUACAGAAGGGAUACAGAGGAAAUAUCAGAGUACUCUAUGUGGACGAUAAGGGGGUCGCCCAUUUCAAGCUCAAAAGUCCAUGAUUUCGUAGCAAGAAAAAACGGUUCUUGACUUGAUAUGAUGUUGCAACUGUAUAGGUGAAUAUGCAAAAGCUUGAAAUUCUGUUUAGUGCAUUUACGUUGGAUAAUUAGGUUAUGAUAACAACAUAUCUAGUUACAUUGUGUUUGAGACUUUGAGUAUUGC